ACUGAGACAGGUUUAUUUGCACCCCUGGCCCAAUCUGAGCAGUUUGCAGCUUCUUCCUGUUCGGACAAACAUGGCAAGACUCCGGAGGAAAGCUUGCAUAGCUCUGCUUCUCUUCACCAUAUUCGUAUUUGGGACCAUGAUGGGACUGAGGACCCUGAAGCCCACUGAUGGAUUCUCGGAUCUGUCUCCGGGUUUGGACCUCCUGCCGAUGAUAGCAGGAAAGGUGGACCGGCGCUCCGUUCCCCGGGACGCCACUUCAGCUCCGGGUCAAGCCCAGCAGCCGGCAGGCAGCAACACAAAAACAGUUUUGUACAACUCCGGACCAGAGGGAAUCAUAUUUUAUGAUGUUCAUAUUUUUUAUUACACCUGGUACGGCACCCCACACAUGGACGGCAAAUACAUUCACUGGGAUCACAUCCUGGUACCACACUGGGAUCCCAAAAUCGCAUCCGGUUAUCCGAGAGGGAGACACAUGCCGCCGGAGGACAUCGGCUCCAGCUUUUACCCCGAGCUCGGUCCUUACAGCUCCAGGGACCCGGACGUGUUGGAGUCCCACAUGGAGCAGAUCGGGGCAUCUGCAGCAGGGGUUCUAGUCCUGUCCUGGUAUCCUCCUGGCCUGGCUGACGAUAACGGGGAACCCGCUGAGGAUUUGGUACCAGCCGUACUGGAUGCUGCUUAUAGACACAACCUCAAGGUUACAUUUCAUCUCCAGCCAUACAGAGGACGAAACGACCAGACUGUGCAUGACAACAUCAAAUAUAUCAUUGACAGGUACGGUGACCAUGGAGCCUUCUACAAGUUUACCACCAGCACAGGAAAGAGUCUUCCUCUCUUCUACAUCUAUGACUCCUACCUGACUCCUCCAGAGUCCUGGUCUGAAUUUUUGACUCCCACAGGCUCCCACAGUGUGCGAGGCUCAGCCUACGACUCCAUCUUCAUCGCCCUGAUUGUGGAGGAGCGACACAAGCACGACAUUCUUGCUGGAGGCUUUGACGGCAUGUACACCUACUUUGCCUCUAAUGGUUUCUCUUUCGGCUCCUCUCACCAGAACUGGAAAGCCAUCAAAGCUUUCUGUGACGGAAACAACCUGCUCUUCAUCCCCAGCGUGGGCCCGGGCUACAUCGACACCAGCAUCAGGCCGUGGAACAACCACAACAUGAGGAACAGGGUGAACGGGCGUUACUAUGAGACGGCCCUGCAGGCGGCGCUGAACGUGAGGCCAGAUAUGGUCACCAUCACGUCCUUUAACGAAUGGCACGAGGGAACGCAGAUAGAGAGGGCAAUGCCUAAAAAAACUGUGACCCGUGUGUACCUGGACUAUCAGCCACAUGGACCAGAACACUACUUGGAGCUGACUCGACGCUGGGCCGAGCAGUUCAACAAGGAGAAGGAGCAGUGGCUCAUGUGAGCGAUCAUCAAAGUGACUUGAAACAGCAUGCUUAAGUGAAGUGUGUUUAAACUUUAAAGAGGAGAGUGAAUGUAGACAUCGAUCAGAGUGGAUGUGGGUGUAGAAGGACAUUCUUUUAAUGUUUGUUGACUCGACAGUGUGAGAGUUUCUGCGGGUGUCGGUUAUCCUGCACACAUACUCAACCGCAAAAACAUGACUCUGUGUUAUUGGCAUGAGUUUGUUUACCGGUAAGACUGAAUUAAAGGGUUAUUCUGCAGAAUCUGGUCCCUUUUCUAUUGAUAGCAAAGAUUUAUAAACGGUUCAGCAGGACUCACUCUGAUCUCUGUUUAUUUAAUGCAAAUUAAUCAACAAUUGUCUCAAACACUUGUGAG
Messenger RNA from Cheilinus undulatus (humphead wrasse), 1779 nucleotides. Its product is annotated as glycoprotein endo-alpha-1,2-mannosidase-like protein. The transcript has 4 exons. NCBI's taxonomy places the organism in Eukaryota, Metazoa, Chordata, Actinopteri, Labriformes, Labridae. Gene Ontology annotation, cellular component: Golgi apparatus. Gene Ontology annotation, molecular function: alpha-mannosidase activity. The record is from RefSeq and is a predicted model, not a curated record. Bases 71 to 1408 code for a protein of 445 amino acids.